CACCUCCUCUCUCUCUCUCUCUCUCUCUCUCUCUCUCUCUUUAAAGAUGUUGCGAAGCACAGCCCUUUUGCGCCAGCCUCUUCUUGCCCGUGCCACUACUAGCACUACUGCACGAUGCAAGCGUCCAUCGUCAUUAGGGUGCUCAGCAACAAAGGCAGCUCCCUACAGCACAUCGUCACACAAAGUGAACUCUGGUACUCCCAGCUUUGCCGCCAUGCUUGCUGUGGCAUCCAUGGGCUUUGCCGCGUACAGCAUGUUGGUGAAAUCGCGAGAGGGUCAAGCCAUGCCUAGACGACAAGAGGGACCUGUCAAAAAGGAAAAUGAGGUCAAGGCCGAGGCUCAGCAACAACUCGAACAACAACAACAACCGAUCCCAGCCUUUUCUUCUGAUGAGGUCACGGUCGUAUUUGUUCUCGGUGGUCCUGGUGCCGGUAAGGGUACCCAGUGUGACAACCUAAAGAGAGACUUUGGAUUCGUUCAUUUGUCAGCUGGUGACUUGCUGCGUGCUGAACAAAAGCGACCCGGAUCAAAGUAUGGUGAAUUAAUCAACCAUUAUAUUCGUGAGGGCUUAAUCGUCCCCAUGGAAGUUACCAUUGCUUUGUUGGAAAACGCAAUGAAGGAGGCCAUGGAAACUUCCAAAUCGACUCGAUUCCUUAUUGAUGGUUUCCCUCGCAAGAUGGAUCAAGCAGUCAAAUUCGAAGAAGUGGUUGUCCCAUCCAAGGUCGUUCUCUACUUUGAAUGCCCCGAGGAGGUCAUGUUGAAACGCUUGUUGAAGCGUGGUGAGAGCUCGGGUCGUAUUGAUGAUAACAUUGAAUCCAUCAAGAAACGAUUCAAUGUCUUCAAGGAUACCAGCUUCCCUGUCAUUGAAGCCUUUGAAAAGCAAGAUAAGGUUAAAAAGGUUCACUGUGAUCAGCCAGUAGAAGAAGUGUACAAGCAAGUCAAAUCUGUCUUUGAUACCAUGUUUGCUGCUGAUGAAAAGAAAUAGACAGUAUAAAGCAAAAAAAGUAAGAAUACAACAUUUAUAGACACUACACACAUUAUACACACGCGAGCACAUUGCCCGUUAAUUUGUUUUGGUUUUUUUUAAAGUAUUAGUAGUAGUGGUAGUAGUAGUAGUAUACAAGAUGCCUUUUUUUAUCUAUUACUGUUAUAAUGAUUUUAUAAUUAGGAUGCUGGUGAUGAU
This is a messenger RNA of Zychaea mexicana, 1183 nucleotides long. Its product is annotated as adenylate kinase-domain-containing protein. Bases 47 to 985 code for a protein of 312 amino acids. Gene Ontology annotation, cellular component: cytoplasm; nucleus. The record is from RefSeq and is a predicted model, not a curated record. Lineage: Eukaryota; Fungi; Mucoromycota; Mucoromycetes; Mucorales; Lichtheimiaceae. The transcript has 6 exons. Gene Ontology annotation, biological process: 'de novo' pyrimidine nucleobase biosynthetic process; UDP biosynthetic process; CDP biosynthetic process. Gene Ontology annotation, molecular function: ATP binding; UMP kinase activity.